UGUUCCAGCAUGUGUUUGAUACAGAGUCCCCAUCAGACUGGAACAAAAGCCAAAUCAAACAGCACCAAGCCAUUUUGCUGAUAUGUAAAUCUACCUCAUUUGGGUAUCAAAGACUUGCCGCACUCUGCACAUUUUGUUAAUCAAUAAAUACUUUGAUGGGGCUGCAGCAGAGAAUGAGGUUUACAGUGCAUUCAGAUGGGGAAGAUCACAUUUUUCGAGGAGAAGAAAUUCCAGGGCCGCUGCUAUAACUGCAGUAGCGAAUGUCCCGACCUGCACACGUACUUCAGCCUCUGCAGCUCCAUCAGGGUGGAGAGCGGUGUGUGGGUGAUCUAUGAGAGACCCAACUACAAGGGUUUCCAGUACAUCCUCAGCCCGGGGGAGUACGCAGACAGCCAGCAAUGGAUGGCCUUCAGCGAAAACGUGAAAUCCUGCCGCCCCAUAAAGAACGCGUAUGGCAGUGCGUGGAAGCUGAGGCUGUACAAGAGGCCGGACUUCGGAGGGCAGGUGGUGGAGUGCUCCGAUGACUGUCCUUCGGUGUAUGACACCUACAAGAUGCGCGAGGCUUACUCCUGCGUGGUGACCGAUGGCGCCUGGGUGUUCUACGACCUCCCCAACUACAGGGGGCACCAGUACCUCCUGGAGCGAGGCGAGUACCGGCAGCACGGCGACUGGGGGGCAGCCUUGCCUGGUGUCGGCUCCUUCCGCAGGAUCACAGAGUUUUAACCCUACCUCAGCUUCAGCCUUGACCAGGAAAGGGAUCCAGACCUUUCCAAAUGGCCACGCUCACACAACACCAUCAAUAAAUGAGAAAUCAAAACGCUGA
Messenger RNA from Etheostoma cragini (Arkansas darter), 823 nucleotides. Its product is annotated as gamma-crystallin M2-like. Gene Ontology annotation, biological process: visual perception; lens development in camera-type eye. Gene Ontology annotation, molecular function: structural constituent of eye lens. Lineage: Eukaryota; Metazoa; Chordata; Actinopteri; Perciformes; Percidae. The transcript has 3 exons. The record is from RefSeq and is a predicted model, not a curated record. The coding region runs from base 196 to 723 and encodes 175 amino acids.